CUUAGACGCACACGCACGUGGGUGAAGGGUUUUUCUGUUGCUGGCUGUUUGCAUCUAUGAUACGAUAAAAACAAUUUUGAGUCGAUCAACGAUGUUUGACAGUGUUGAUGAUCUGUGUUUUGCACAUGGGCUUUGCUAGCUUUACAACCAUCAAGCACGGAUUGGUUGGCUUGACUAGGGAUUGGACUAUUGGAGUGGGUAUUCUUAGGUAGCCCAAUUUUGCUCAACAAUAUUAAUUAUCUUCAGUGCUAACUUGUUCCGUAUGAAUUGGAGACUUAGGUUAGCUCAAGUCAGUGUCAACAUAUCGCUCGCACUAAGAAACGUCAUCUUGCCAUUAAGAUAUUACUAGUGGCCGUUCAAUAGUACGUGUGCAGCUAUAUAAUAUAAUCCCAAUUAACAAGGUGAAGUUCAUAUAUAUCUCCUGCAUCUCUGAAAAAGAGGAGACAUUGGCCUGGACAGAGCUCUCUCGUUAGGACUAGUGGAAAAGGUGACGGCCGGAGAGAUGGCCGGAGGUGCCAUUGUUCCGAAUGAUGGCCCUGCCACGGACUACGGCGGAAGCCUGACUCUCUCGGUGUUCAUGAGCUGCCUUGUGGCUGCCUCGGGCGGCCUGAUCUUCGGCUACGACAUCGGCAUCUCAGGCGGCGUGUCGGAGAUGGAGCCGUUCCUGAGGCGCUUCUUCCCGCACGUCCUGAGGCGGAUGGCGGCGGCCAAGGGGAACGAGUACUGCCUCUACGACAGCCAGACGCUGACGGCCUUCACGUCGUCCCUGUACGUGGCCGGGCUGGUGGCGUCGCUGGUGGCCAGCCGCGUGACCGGGGCGAUGGGCCGGCAGGCCGUCAUGCUCAUGGGCGGCGCGCUCUUCUUCGCCGGCGGCGCCAUGACCGGCUCCGCCGUGAACAUCGCCAUGCUCAUCGUCGGCCGCAUGCUGCUCGGCUUCGGCGUCGGGUUCACCAACCAGGCUGCUCCUCUGUUCCUCGCCGAGAUGGCCCCGUCGCGGUGGCGCGGCGCCCUCACCGCGGGCUACCAGUUCUUCCUCGCGCUCGGGGUGCUCACGGCCAACCUCGUCAACUACGCCACGGCGCGGGCCUCCUGGGGCUGGCGCGUCUCGCUGGGCCUCGCGGGCGCGCCGGCCGUCGUCAUCUUCGUCGGCGCACUCUUCCUCACCGAUACCCCGACCAGCCUCGUCAUGCGCGGGCGCGCCGACAGGGCCCGCGCGGCGCUCCUCCGGGUGCGCGGGCCCGACGCGGACGUGGACGCCGAGCUCCGGGACAUCGCCAAGGCCGUGGAGGCCGCGCGCCGGAGCGAGGACGGCGCGUUCCGCCGGAUGGCCACGCGGCGCGAGUACCGCCCGCACCUGGUGCUCGCCGUGGCCGUGCCCAUGUUCUUCCAGCUCACCGGCGUCAUCGUGCUCGCCUUCUUCGCGCCCCUCGUGUUCCGCACCGUCGGCUUCGGCAGCAACGCCGCGCUCAUGGGCGCCGUCAUCAACGGCGCCGUGAACCUGGGCUCCCUCCUGCUCUCCACCCUCGUCAUCGACAGGUACGGCCGCAAGGUGCUCUUCAUGGUCGGCGGCAUCCAAAUGGUCAUUGCCCAGGUUGGGAUUGCUUGGAUCAUGGGCGCAAAAAUCGGCGAGAGCGGCGAGGCGGCCAUGGCGCACCCCUACGCGGUGGCGGUGCUGGUGUUCACCUGCCUGCACACCGCCGGGUUCGGGUGGUCAUGGGGGCCUCUGGGGUGGGUGAUCCCGAGUGAGAUAUUCCCGGUGGACAUCCGGUCGGCGGGGCAGGCCAUGAACGUCUCCAUCGGCCUCUGCCUCACCUUCGUGCAGACGCAGUCGUUCCUCGCCAUGCUCUGCCGCUUCAAGUACGCCACCUUCGCCUACUACGCCGCCUGGGUCGCCGUCAUGACCGUCUUCAUCGCGCUCUUCCUGCCGGAGACCAAGGGCAUCCCGCUCGAGUCCAUGGGCACCAUUUGGGUGAAGCACUGGUACUGGAAGAGGUUCGUCCACGACGGAAAGAGCGCCGUGGCACUAACCUAGGGUAAUAAUGUAAUAAUGUGCGUGCGGGGGGGGGGGGGGGGGGGGGGGGCUAGAGACAGUACGGUGUGGAGUAUGUAGAGUGACUAGAGUGAGUAGUUGUAAUGUUUCAUUUAAGUGGCAUGGCCAUUUGGCAUACCAAUUUCUGUUAAAUAAUCGUCGUGUGAUUUAGGUUAUGCAAGUUCAUUUUCCUUGUGUGGCAUA
Molecule: messenger RNA, 2233 nt
Organism: Panicum virgatum (switchgrass)
Lineage: Eukaryota; Viridiplantae; Streptophyta; Magnoliopsida; Poales; Poaceae
Product: sugar transport protein MST1-like
Exons: 4
Coding region: 503-2032 (509 amino acids)
Biological process (GO): monosaccharide transmembrane transport
Cellular component (GO): membrane
Molecular function (GO): monosaccharide transmembrane transporter activity
Source: RefSeq, a predicted model, not a curated record